UUUCAGAAAGGACAAAACCAUUUUCACAUGAUCCCGCACACGUCGCUUGUCCUUGGGCUCGUUGCCGCCUUCGUGAGGAUGGCUGACGGAAGCGGCGGUGCUGCUGCUACGUCCUUCCUGUAUCGGACGUACCAGGAGAUGGUGCAGACGAUGAAGGCGUUGAACACGAGUUACCCGGACGUGGUGGACCUGUUCGUGGCGCAGGACGUGUACGGCCUCCCGUAUCCACCGGAACUUCAAUGUGAAGAAGACGCAGAAGGCGUCGCAGUCCCAUGUAAGCAGUACGUUCUCCGCAUCACGAAUGAAUCGACUUUGGACGCGGAUCGUCCCGAAGUGUUUAUCAGCGGUGCACUGCACGGCAACGAGCGCGUCGGGCCGCAAGCGACGAUCGAACUCGCGCUCCUCCUCGUUGAAUACGCCACGACCUUCACGUCGUCGUCUGUGACCUCGGACACCGAUCAUGUCCGCCGCUCCAAAGCAUGGCUGCAUCGGUUGGUCAAUACCCGGGCUAUCUACAUGAUGCCCAUGACAAACGCGCACGGGUACUUUCACAACAAGCGCGAAGAAGGCAAGAUCGAUCCCAAUCGCGACUACAACUACAAGACCGACGGCAACUGCAUGCAAGCCAUGACAAGUCGAGCCGUGAACGAACUGUGGCGCGAUCAUUUGUUUCAACUGGCCGUGACGUUCCACGGCGGCAUGCGCUGCGUCACGUACGAAUGGGGCGCCCCCAACCACAUGCAAGUUGGAGCCCCCCAAGUACGUAGCGAACGAAGUCCUGACGACACGAGUCAAGUGCAGCUGGGGUCGGCACUUUCAACGUUUGCAGGCAAAUUCGCCGAUGGAUCGAACUACCCCACAGGCACGAUGAACGACGUAGUGUAUGGCGUGUACGGGGGUAUGGAAGACUGGGCGUAUGCUGCAUCGUGGGAAAACUCGUUUGGAUCUGAUUCUGAUUCCAUAUUCACGCCAUGCACGCCGACUCAGUAUGGACCGUACCCCGCGCACAAGACCACGUACAACAACAAGACCCAUCGCGCGUUCAACAUCCUCGUCGAGACGUCGGACCUUAAGCGGCCGGCGCAGACGGCACUGGGCCUGCGGUCAUCUCUGUACGACGUCGACCUCCAAGCGUUGGCCGACGAUCCGGUUGGACAUGUGCCCCAAAAUGUACGGCUGGCGCUGCUUCUGAUUGACAUGGUGCAGCCAUACGUGGUGCUGCUACCCCAUGACGACUCAGUCGUGGUUGUGAACGACCCAUUGACCGGAUGUCCUGCGUCCUCGGCCCGCCACGUCAUCGAUUGCGACGACCAACAUUCAUGCACAGUGACCAACACUACGACCCACGUGCGUGUGCGAUGGGAAGUGCUGGGCAGUUUCACCGUCGACGAAACGUUUGUCCAAGUGUCGCCCGCUCGGUCGUUUCAAUCCGUGCUGGACGCGACGCUAGAGAUGCAGCGGGGGUGGACUCGUCGUCAGCAUGACGUGGCUCCAACGCUCUUUGCCGCGUGUGUCCCCAUAUCCUCGACCCAUGCGUCGCUGUUUAUUCGCGUGGUGGCUAAAGUGGAUCAGAACUGGGCGAGUCAACAAGCCCCAGCAUCGCCUGCAGUCCCACCGCAAAGUCACCUUGUCAACGCCCGGACGAAUGCACAGUACAAUAUGGACUGGAACGGCCAUCGAAUCCAAGGAACGUUGUACUUUUAUUCACCGGUACGACCUCUAUUAUUGUUUGUUCGACUUCAAAAAUUCCCUCUCGCCAGACCUUCGAAAUUGCAUAUAAAACCAAGUUGAAGAGGUAUUGCAAAUUUGGUUAACCGUUUUUGAAUGAACUUGGCAAUAUAUCUUGUAUUCACUAUAGUGAGUUGUUCAAUCUGCAACAGUUUUUUUUAGAAAACGUAUUGAUUGGCUGAACCAUUCAGAAAUCUUGGUUAUAAUGGAUUUUGAUUGGCUAGUUCAUUCUCAAAUCGAUUCGCCAAGUCUAUUCGAUUGUACUGGCGACUCCAAUUACGAACCGACUUGACAAUACCUUUGUGAGUGCAAUGUUACAAUCAAUCUUUUUAGCCAACCAAAUUGUAACCUUCAUUCUUUGUAGUAGCCAAUCAAACUCGUUUGCUCAUUAUAGUUGGCGAUUUCAUCCAAAAGAGGCAAAUUGGACUGAAAUGCACAAUAUUUGAGUAGUUACAGCAAGUGUGUCCAUUUGUUUCUGGCUUUAUUGUACCCAAUUGGUCGAUCAUCGAUUUCAAUUACCAAUAUUUGGUGUGGCUGAGUGUGUAGGUAAUCACCGUGUCGAGAUUGAACGACGUCUCCGACAUAUCAAACAACAGCAAUCGUUCUGGUCGAAGUAUACAUACCGGUGGGGAACAUAACAACAGCAGCAUGGACUUGUCUGGGCCGGUGAUCGUGGCUUCAGCGUCCCUUGUGACGGUGGGGGGGGUGCUGGGGAUGCUGCUACUGGCCCUUCGACGUCGUCGUAGUCGAUACACUCGAACGGCAACCUCCGACGAAGAGCCGACUUCUCCGGAUAAACCGACCCACGACGACGACCCGUGGGAGGAUGUGACACAUCCGAACCUUCAAUCUACAUUGAGAGACAAAUCGUAGUACAGUAUUAAUUUUAUCAGCUGAUAAGGAACAACCACGUCAUAUAUAUCACCCGGUAUAUUUGACACGUUAGUAUACU
Aphanomyces astaci is the source of this 2680-nucleotide messenger RNA. RefSeq lists its product as hypothetical. The coding region runs from base 28 to 1791 and encodes 587 amino acids. The record is from RefSeq and is a predicted model, not a curated record. The transcript is spliced from 11 exons. Gene Ontology annotation, biological process: proteolysis. NCBI's taxonomy places the organism in Eukaryota, Oomycota, Saprolegniomycetes, Saprolegniales, Verrucalvaceae. Gene Ontology annotation, molecular function: metallocarboxypeptidase activity; zinc ion binding.